AUGGCCAGCAGUAGUAGGAUGGACUCGAGUCUGCCUCAGCAGCCCAAUCUGCGAUUAACUAUCAUCGCUGCUGAUGGGCUAUACAAGCGUGAUGUCUUCAGAUUCCCAGACCCUUUCGCAGUGGCGACCCUCGGCGGUGAACAGACGAAGACUACGAGCGUUAUCAAGAGAACCCUGAACCCAUACUGGAACGAGAGCUUCGAUUUGCGCGCAUCCGAGGAUAGCAUUCUAGCGGUACAAAUAUUUGACCAGAAGAAGUUCAAGAAGAAGGACCAAGGGUUCCUUGGUGUCAUAAAUGUUCGCGUGGGCGAUGUGAUUGAGCUAUCAACAGCGCAGGAUGAUCAAAUGCUCACCCGCGACCUUAAAAAGUCGACUGACAAUUUGGUGGUCCAUGGGAAAUUAAUCAUUAACCUUUCCACGAACUUAGAAGCGCCGCCUCGAGGAAACUUAGGACCCGGAGCCAAUUCAAAUGCCUCGAGGCCGUCUAUGAGCACCCCCCACGGAUCGACAGCCUCUGGGUUUUCAUCAAACCCCCCACCAUCACAUACACCGCAGCCUCCAGGAGCCGCUGGGGUGGUUAUGGCUAAUGGAAACAUGUCCACGCAACCCACACCAGGACAUGCUCCAGCUGCUGGCAGUGCCGGCGGCGGCCUGAACGCACCUAACGGAAAUCCUCCACCUCGAACCAAUGGUACAUUUAGCUCAUUUGAGGAUGCUCAGGGGAGGUUGCCGGCUGGCUGGGAAAGAAGGGAAGACAAUCUAGGUAGGACGUAUUAUGUGGACCACAACACCAGGUCCACAAGCUGGACCAGACCAACCGCUGGAGGAACUGCAGAAACCCAAAGGAAUGAGCGUGAUGCGAAUACCCAAGUGGAACGCCAAAGACAUCAGAACAGAACCUUGCCGGAAGAUAGAACGGGUGCUAACUCUCCAAAUCUUCCACCACCACAGCAGCAACAGGCACCUUCCCCACCAGCCGGUGCGAGCGGGAGCGCGGCUAAUUCCGCCACUAUGAUGGCUACGGGAGCAACCACAGCUGGCACUGGGGAGUUACCACCACUCUGGGAGCAGCGACAUACUCCGGAAGGCCGCCCCUACUUUGUAGAUCACAAUACUAGAACCACGACCUGGGUCGACCCGAGACGUCAACAAUAUAUUCGUAUGUACGGGGGUCAAAACGCCAACAACACUAUCCAGCAACAGCCAGUGUCCCAGCUUGGACCAUUGCCUAGCGGGUGGGAAAUGCGGCUCACCAACACUGCAAGAGUGUAUUUUGUCGACCAUAACACCAAAACGACAACCUGGGAUGAUCCGAGACUUCCUUCUUCCCUAGAUCAAAACGUUCCCCAAUACAAGCGCGAUUUCCGAAGGAAGCUCAUUUAUUUCCGAUCGCAACCAGCUCUCCGCAUCCUAUCUGGUCAAUGUCAUGUUAAGGUUCGCAGAUCUCAUAUUUUCGAGGACUCAUAUGCUGAGAUUAUGCGACAAUCUGCCACGGAUUUGAAGAAACGUCUCAUGAUCAAAUUCGAUGGCGAAGACGGUCUCGACUAUGGUGGUCUUUCGAGAGAGUUCUUUUUCCUCUUGUCCCAUGAAAUGUUUAAUCCCUUUUAUUGCUUGUUCGAAUAUUCUGCGCACGACAAUUACACCUUACAAAUCAACCCUCAUUCUGGAAUUAACCCGGAACAUCUGAACUAUUUCAAAUUCAUCGGCCGUGUUGUUGGUCUCGCUAUCUUCCAUCGACGUUUCUUGGAUGCAUUCUUUAUCGGCGCGCUGUACAAGAUGAUGCUCAACAAAGCCGUGUCUCUCUCAGAUAUGGAAGGUGUAGACGCAGAUUUUCACCGCAGUCUUCAGUGGAUGUUGGAUAACCCUAUUGAAGGAGUUUUGGAACAAACAUUUUCUACCGAGGAUGAACGAUUUGGAGUUACGAAUGUUGAGGAUUUGAAACCUGGCGGAAGAGAUAUUGACGUAACUGACGCCAACAAGAAAGAAUACGUAGAUCUUAUGGUCAAGUGGAGAAUCCAAAAGCGCAUUGAUGAGCAGUUCCAGGCCUUCAUCACUGGGUUCCACGAGCUCAUUCCAGCUGAGCUUGUUAAUGUAUUCGAUGAGCGGGAGCUGGAGUUGUUGAUUGGUGGUAUCGCUGAGAUUGAUGUUGAGGAUUGGAAGAAGCAUACCGAUUACAGAGGAUAUACUGAGUCCGAUGAGGUUAUCAAAUUCUUCUGGCAAACAAUCAGAAGCUGGGAUGGGGAACAAAAAUCCCGUCUUCUGCAAUUCGCAACUGGAACUUCUCGUAUUCCAGUCAAUGGGUUCAAGGAUCUUCAAGGUAGUGAUGGUCCUAGACGCUUUACGAUUGAGAAGCAGGGAGAAGUGGGAAACUUGCCCAAGUCCCAUACAUGUUUCAAUCGUCUUGAUCUUCCAGCAUACAAAUCCCUCGAGCAGCUGCAAACAAAAUUGACGAUGGCCGUAGAGGAAACGAUGGGUUUUGGUCAAGAGUGA
Glarea lozoyensis ATCC 20868 is the source of this 2490-nucleotide messenger RNA. Its product is annotated as Hect, E3 ligase catalytic. Gene Ontology annotation, biological process: ubiquitin-dependent protein catabolic process. NCBI's taxonomy places the organism in Eukaryota, Fungi, Ascomycota, Leotiomycetes, Helotiales, Helotiaceae. Bases 1 to 2490 code for a protein of 829 amino acids. The transcript has 7 exons. Gene Ontology annotation, molecular function: ubiquitin protein ligase activity; protein binding. The record is from RefSeq and is a predicted model, not a curated record.